AUGCCACUGUUUUCCGAACCUUCCCUUCUUUUAUUCGCGUCCGGAAAUGCCGAGCUGUCUUACGUCGAACGAAAGUUCUGCUGGUCGAUAUUUUUUGGUAAAGGCAGCUGGGAAGCAGUAGACCUCAUAAAAGAAGAAGAAAUACUUACACGUUUGCUGUCCUGCUCCUUACAGUGGACAGUGAGGCAGAAUAGCUAUCUGAAGAAGUGCUUCAAUUUCUCUGUGCAUGUGCUGCAGUGGGCAGACAGUUUUAACCAGUUCAAGUGGCAGCGGCUUCAAUACGCUCCUCUGCCAUAUGGCUGGAAGGAUGUUUCACCUGAGGUUGUGAGCACCACCCUGUCCCUGCUCCAGAAUUCUUCUAGCAGUCGUCUGUUUGAACGGAAGUCCCCAGACCAGUGUGUGCGUUGUGCAGUGGUAGGCAAUGGAGGAAUCCUCAACAGUUCAGGACAGGGGAAAGCCACUGACAGUCACGAUUAUGUCUUCAGAGUGAAUGGAGCAAUAACCAAAGGCUUCAAGCAGGAUGUGGGCACUAAAACAUCUUUCUAUGGAUUCACCACAAAUACUCUGAAGAAUUCCCUCAAAGCAUACUGGGCUAGUGAUGGCUUCACUAUGGUGUCACAAGACCCAGGCAUUUGCUAUGUCUUCAUCCCUGCUAACAUCCAGGACUAUGUGAUGCUGGCUGCUGCCAUCCAAGGUGCCGCUGUGCCAUCAGGAUACUAUGAAGGAGACCAACCUUCUAUGUAUUUUGGAAACAAGCAUUCAUUUGAGCACUUCAGAAUGAUUCAUCCAUACUUCACUGAGUAUGUAACAAAGAGGUUUUUGAACUCUCCGUAUUUGAAGAUGAGGUACAGAGAUUUCUACAUGCCCAGUACUGGAGCACUGAUGCUCCUGACUGUCCUGCAUUCCUGUGACCAGUUCAGUUUGUCUGCAUAUGGCUUCAUCACGCAGAAUUAUGAGGGAUUCUCCGACCACUACUACAAUGCAGUUAAGAAGCCACUUCAUUUCUACGCCAACCAUGGCCUGCUCAUGGAGGGAACACUGUGGCAGCUGCUUCACUCCUCCAGAGUCAUGUGGCUGUACCAGAGACAUGGCAAGAAGGGGGGCCUUUCUAGAUGGGCAAAAAUGAAAGGCAGUCCUACAUUUUUUUUUCCUCAGUAGUUUUUUUUUGGUCUUGAUGUUGGCCACAAGAUGGCACCUUCCUAAACUGAUUUAUGUCAAAGUGGUGUGUUUGAAGUUUUCAGUACCAUGUUUCAUGAGUGGCUCUGUUUGUGCUGCUGUGUACAGAUUUGUUCAGAAGUAAAUAAAUUGUUUCAUCCAAGAUAGAAAAGUAACCCAUAGUAAUUCAACCUGUUAUCAUUCUCAUUUUAACCACUCAUUGGGUGAGUAAGCUUUAUUUAUAGUGUUGCUAUUGUUAUUGUUGUUGCUAUAGUCUUACCUUGGUAGCAA
Electrophorus electricus (electric eel) is the source of this 1446-nucleotide messenger RNA. The record is from RefSeq and is a predicted model, not a curated record. Lineage: Eukaryota; Metazoa; Chordata; Actinopteri; Gymnotiformes; Gymnotidae.